GAACCUGAACAAUUUUCUCUUGUAUUUCAAAUAGUUCUUGUUUACAGCCCAGCUUACAUAAAACACAUCAAUGAAAAGUAGUGGAUUCACGCAAUUUGUCAGGAGAUUUUCACAUUCUUAGCUAUGCAAGUGUAAAAUGUCUGUAGUGACCUUCUCUGCCAUUUUGCUUUUUUGAGUUGUUCAUCUGUUCUUUUGCCACACACAGUAUCAUAUGGCGCCUCAUCAGAUUUUGUGUGGAACCAUGGCAACCAAUGAGGACCUUAAUGUCAGAGGUUUGAAACUACAUCCAACACACAUCCUGAGACACGUACAGUAAAGCUUGGUUCAGUGGGGCCCGGUUUCCAUGAGGUCUACUGGACUCUUUGGGUUGAUCAAGGAGGUGAACGGCUGGAUUAAUGUUGCCACGCCGUCUGUUGUGGGACAUUGAUCCCUCUCCCACUGGGUGUAUGGUGAUCCAUUUUCUGCUUUGAGGUGCUGCCAAAUGGCGUGAUCACUACAAGGUGUCACACCCAGCAACUCUCAUAUGAUAUGCUAUUCACUACCAACAAUGUGCGAGUCUCUGUGUGAAUACUGUAUUUGUAAGUACACAUGUUCUGCGAAUGUGUAUCAUCGUGUGUAACAUUAUACUUCCGCUGUUUGUGUACAAAGCAAACAUGUGUGCGAACAACACUUAAGCAGUGCGUGCACUCAUGGGCCUUAUCCCAUAUCACAAAGAAUAAAGUCUUGCCUUGUGUACAACCUUCUUUAUUUCAUAUCCCUCAGGAGUCAUAUAAUCUGUUCUUUCCAGCCCACCUACCUCAUAAUAACCCCCCGUGUUCUGUCCCUUGUUCUUUAUUUGGGCCACCGGGCCAAUAUAAGGAAGCAGGCAGCCCACAUCAAUCAGUAGUUGGAGCGGAUGGAGUGAAGAGUCAACGCCAUUUCCAUCUUCAGCUUAUUGUAGCCCUCAGUAUGCCUUUCGUUCGCUUAGUUUUCCUGACCACUGUCCUUGCGGUACUGAUGGCCAUGCUGGCCUCCAGCGCACGGACCACACGCUGGCCCAAACCUCAGACCACCAAGAAGCCCCCUCGAGCUGGGAGCAGCGGUGGACGGACCACCACCACAACCCCAUCCCCUUCCAGCAGCCUGCUCACGGACGAGACAACUGAGGCCACAACGGGCGCUUACUCCCUGUCCCCUACAGACAGCACCACAUAUUCCAGUGACACGUUCUCCACUGAGUUCCACACCAAUGCCGUAGUGCCCCCCGGGAACAUCCUUGGAAACUACUCGCUUGACUACAAUGAAUGCUUCUUCAACGUCUGUGAGUGCUGUCCGCCAGAGAAAGGCCCCGUAGGGCCUAUGGGAGAAAGGGGGCCACCUGGACCACAAGGAGAGAGGGGCCCUCUAGGGUUACCAGGAGAGAAGGGAGAUACAGGACUCAGAGGACUUCCAGGACCAGCAGGACUACCUGGAGCCAACGGACUCAACGGCGACAUAGGUGACAAAGGUGAUAAAGGACCCAUGGGUCUUCCUGGUACACCUGGGAUCCCAGGAAAAGCAGGAGAGAAAGGUGAUCCGGGCCCCAGAGGAGAGAAAGGUGAACGAGGCCUCAGUCUGAAAGGGGACCCAGGAGAAAGAGGAGAGCCUGGCCUGAAUGGGACUAAGGGCAGCAUCGGGCCAGAGGGGCCUAUGGGUCCCCCUGGUUUAGCUGGGACUAAGGGUCCGAAAGGUGAACAGGGACCUAUAGGUGACUGUUUACCAGGCGAGAAAGGGGACGUGGGUGAGAGUGGGCCCCCUGGUCUGAGAGGUGAGAGGGGCCCCCCAGGAGUUAAUGGAACUGAUGGUGCCAAGGGAGAGAGAGGGGAGCCAGGGCCUCCAGGAGGGAAGGGGGAUAACGGUGCCAGAGGGCCCCCAGGACCUCCAGGAGGGAGGGGCAUAGCAGGACUGAGAGGAGAAAAGGGAGCUAAAGGUGGGCGUGGGCCCCGGGGCCCUAAAGGCCCACCAGGUGAGAGCGUGGAGCAGAUUCGCUCUGCCUUCAGUGUGGGCUUGUUCCCCAGCCGGUCCUUUCCUCCGCCCGGCCUGCCUGUGAAGUUUGAUAAGGUGUUUUACAAUGGGGAGGGGCACUGGGACCCAACAAUCAACAAGUUCAACGCCACAUACCCGGGGGUCUACUUAUUCAGUUACCACAUCACCGUGCGCAACCGGCCCGUGCGUGCUGCCCUAGUGGUUAACGGGGUACGGAAGCUGCGGACUCGGGAUUCUCUGUACGGCCAGGACAUCGAUCAGGCGUCCAACCUCGUGCUGAUGCAUCUGACUGAAGGCGACCAGGUGUGGCUGGAGACGCUGAGAGACUGGAACGGAGUUUACUCCAGCAGUGAGGAUGACAGCACUUUCUCUGGCUUCUUGCUUUACCCAGACUCAAAUAACAAACCUACUGACGUGGAAAACGUGUGACUGCAACUGUUGACCUUUGAUCAGCCAUGAUUGUAACUUCUUGUAGACCCUGCAACCUUCAGCCUAUUCCACUGCCCUGUCAAAUUAUCUUGUGAAUCAGCUACAUGCUGCUGCUACGCUAUCUGCUCGCUGCUGUCGUGCUAAUCAAACCAAAUGCUUUGCCUGCCUUGCUGUAUUUGGAGAUAGAUGAGGCUUGAUCAUAUUGCUGCAUGCAACACUUCAG
Etheostoma spectabile (orangethroat darter) is the source of this 2656-nucleotide messenger RNA. RefSeq names its product inner ear-specific collagen. The coding region runs from base 589 to 2433 and encodes 614 amino acids. The transcript has 5 exons. Gene Ontology annotation, molecular function: protein binding. The record is from RefSeq and is a predicted model, not a curated record. NCBI's taxonomy places the organism in Eukaryota, Metazoa, Chordata, Actinopteri, Perciformes, Percidae.